This is a messenger RNA of Lachancea lanzarotensis, 2547 nucleotides long. RefSeq names its product LALA0S01e02828g1_1 (gene PTP3). Bases 1 to 2547 code for a protein of 848 amino acids. The transcript has a single exon. NCBI's taxonomy places the organism in Eukaryota, Fungi, Ascomycota, Saccharomycetes, Saccharomycetales, Saccharomycetaceae. Gene Ontology annotation, biological process: protein dephosphorylation. Gene Ontology annotation, molecular function: protein tyrosine phosphatase activity. The record is from RefSeq and is a predicted model, not a curated record.
AUGGCCACUAGAUGGUUUGGGUGUGGCGAGGAAACGUCGAUAGAUACACCGUCUGAUUCUGGCUCGGUCAUUUCUUCGUCUUCCACUUUGGUGGGCGAUCCUGCCGGGGUGCCCAAACCGGGCUACCCACCAUCAAUACCGCACCGCAGAGCCAUAUCAGCACUUUCGCUGGAUCGCAAGUUGCCCAAUCUAACGUCAGCUUCAAUUUCUCAAGCAUUGGUCGCUUCAAAUUCAUCAGCAGCCCCAGCAAUGCCGUUUUUGAAUCGUUCCAUGAGCAAUCCUUCACUGCCAUCGUUCAAGUUGAAAGAAACGCGGCUUCUGCGUCCCGAUGGCACAGAGUCUCUGUCCCCAGCUCAGCUAGGGAGACUGAUCGCCGAAGAACAUUCUGAAAAUUUGGUGAUUUUAGAUGUGCGGCCGUUUGUCGAUUAUACUCGCUCUACGAUCAUCAGUGCUCUUCACGUAUGUCUCCCGUCAACCCUUCUGCGAAGGAAGACAUUCAGUAUAGAUCGGUUGGUAGAAAAUCUUCCCGAGGACGUACGCAAGGCCUUCAGGGCAAAGGCCUUGGACCGCACCGAUUGCUCCAAGUUGAAAGUGGUCAUUUUCGAUAACACAGCCCAGGCCACUUCAGAUGACACUGUUGGCGUGAACUGCCACGGGAUGGCCUCUAAAUUUGCGGACGCCGACAAAUGGAGCGCAUCAGAAGAACAAAGACCUUCAAUCUUUAUUUUAAACCCUGGGUUUCCCGCAUUUGAAGCAUCUGAACCAUCAUAUACAGUAACUCCAUCAGCUGUCUCACCCCCAUCGUCAUCUAAUACACCUCAGAUCCCCGGAAAACUAGACUUUGCACCUUCGCUUGGCUCCAAGGCCAAACUUUUCAAUCAUUCCUCCUCUAUGAUGUCGCCUUCUUCUAAUCCUGAGUCACCUUUGCCAUCGUCAUCUCCAGCUUCAGCACUCUCAAAAUUCCAGCUGUCAUUAUCCUCAGGAACUCCUCCUCCUUUCAAACUUCCCAGAAACGAAGAAGUUUCCACUUUGGAGGCGUACCUAAGCGCUGUAGAGUUGGGUGAAAAACAGCGAAGCAUGGGUAAAUCAUCGCGCUCCUCUUUUGAGGAUUUGUCUUUGCCCACACCCCGCACUCCUUUCAAAUUUCCACUGGAUUCGAGCUCUCAAGACAGUGGUUCAAGUCACAGUGAUAUAACAACGAGCACUAGCAAACUUAAUUUCCAAAAGUCCCUAUUAUACAUGCGCGAGCAUUAUGGUCGGGAAGUCUUUGACUCAGUAAUACCGAAAUGGUUUCAAGAUCUAGCGAACGUAUCCAAGCUUGAUGUGGUUGCUCAAUUUCAAAAAAUUGAUUUACUGGAGAAGAAAAGGCUCAGUUCAUGUUUUUCAAACACUGGACAGUCUUCGGUUAAUGGUCGCCACAAAGAUUCCAAUUCCUUCCAAAUUCAAACAGAACAAUGUGCUGCAUCGUGGUUCGACGAAUAUGACUCGGAUGAGGAAGACCAGCACAUUUGCAUAUCUUCAGGUGUCGAACUUGGUUCUAAGAACAGAUACAAAGAUAUAUUUCCAUUUGAGCAUACCAGGGUAGUUUUGCAAAAAAAGAGCCCUUCUUUCGAAGAGGCACAAUCAAAUGAUAUCUGGGAUACUUACAUUAAUGCAAACUAUUUGGUAAAUCCGUUUGUGAGACUUCGAAAUCCUCCCGCUGUAAACUGCAUAAAUGUUCGCUACAUUGCAACGCAGGCACCUUUGAAGGCAACCAUCCAUGAUUUCUACACAUGCAUCUUGAAUAAUAACGUUCCUCUUAUUUUGACACUUACGGACGAGUUCGAAAAUGGUGUGGAGAAAUGUUACAACUUCUGGUCAGAGGGCAAUUAUGACGGAAUCCAGAUCAAGCUUUUGGAGGAGUACAAUAUAGAGGCCUCUGCUGAGCUGGGGAUCAACACUGGUCCAGUAGUUCUGAGAAGAAUUCAGAUAAAUCAGGUGGACGGUGAAGUUCAUGAGACGCUUCAGGCGCAGGUCCGGAACUGGCCCGAUAUGGGAAUAAUGGUCAACCCACGUCAGGUUUUGGAAAUCGUCUGUUUAAAGAAUCUUGUCAUAAGAGAGCUUUUCGACAAAAACGUUUAUCCGGCUGGGUAUCUACCUACUAUUUUGGUGCACUGCUCUGCAGGCUGUGGACGAACGGGUACGCUCUGUGCGCUCGACACUGUGUUGAGCAACGCAUCGAAGCUGGACGGACUGAAAGAAGAGUGGGCAGGUAGAAAAACAGCCAAGGAAACGAAUCCAUGGUCGCCGCAUCCCACCAAUUGUCUCGAUGGUAAGCUUUUCGACCCUGUUAUCAUUACCAUAAACAAGUUCCGCAAACAGAGAAUAUCCAUGGUUCAAAACGUGAACCAGUACCUCUUUAUUUAUGACUGCCUGCUAUCUUACUUUGAUCUGUGCUUGCAAUCAAAGGAGUGUCCAGGAGGAUGUCCUCCGGUGCUUUGGAAAGGCGCUGAAGGCUUAGGUAUCGUACAGAGAUUCCUGGAGGCUAAGGUUGGCGAGAAACCAUAA